Messenger RNA from Nerophis lumbriciformis (worm pipefish), 4116 nucleotides. RefSeq names its product immunoglobulin-like and fibronectin type III domain-containing protein 1. Lineage: Eukaryota; Metazoa; Chordata; Actinopteri; Syngnathiformes; Syngnathidae. The record is from RefSeq and is a predicted model, not a curated record. Gene Ontology annotation, molecular function: protein binding.
AUGCAACCUGGAAGAAAAGCUCCUUCUAAACCAAAGUCUACUUCCCUCUGCUCACCAGUGGCCAUCCAGAAGAGGUCCAAAGUCCACGGUGUGGUGAUCACUCAGCAUGUUGAGAAAGUUCCGCUGGGAAAAUCCACGCCCGACUUCGUCCGGAAGCCAAUGGCCAUGACUGUUCAUGAAGGGAAAAGAGCCUUUUUCAAAGCCACCGUGGAAGGCGACCCUCAGCCCACGGUCACAUGGGGGCGAGGCAAGGAGGAACUCAUCAACUCGGACGAGUUCCGCAUCAAAUUUAACGAAAAAUCCAGAGAAUGCCUCCUUGAGAUACCAAGUGUGAAGGCAGAAUAUGCUGAGGUCUACAAGUGCUUUGUCACCAAUGAAUAUGGACAAGCUGUUUGCAACGCCACUCUCAAGGUCAUUAAAGGAAAAGAGGAUACGACUCAGGACUUCCGAUCAAUGCUGAAGAAAACUAAGGUUGUCACCAGGAAGAAAAAGCUGGCGGAAGAUGGAGAGAUCGAUCCCAAACUCUGGGAACUCCUUCUCAGCGCUCGAAAGAAAGAUUACCAAAAAAUAUGUUUGGAGUUUGGGAUUACCGAUUUCCGCUUUUUGCUGACAAAACUGAACCAGAAGAAAAAGGCGAGGGAAGACGAGCAGGCAAAGGUUGUCGAGAAUCUGAGAAAUUUCAAAAGAAUCGAAAUGACACCCCUCAAACGGGCAGCAUUCAGCCUGGAAAUGACCGUACGGAAUCCCAACAGCAAAAUUUAUCUAUACAAGGACGGUAACAUGGUCCAGUUCGGUAGCGAUGACAAGUCCAAGUAUCGCCUGCUGAAACGUGGAGACAAGUACUACUUCAGCAUCAAAGAUCCUAAGCCAGAAGACGCCGGCUUCUACCAGGUGGAUGUUGAUGAUACAACAGUUUUUUCCACUCACUUCCGAGUUCCUGAAGUGGACUUCGUAGACAUGAUCAAGGACGCCAAAGCCGUGGAAGGCAAAGAUGCGACUUUUCAGUGCGUCCUGUCAGCGCCCCUUAACGAGGUCACGUGGUCAACGCCCGACUCGUCGCUUGAGCACAGCGACAAAUACGAGAUGACCGUCUCAGAGGACAAACUCGUUCACACGCUGACAAUCAAGAACUGUGACAAGUCAGACCAUGGACAGUACUUUGCCUUUGCUGGCACCGCCUCCUCCAGUGCCAUGCUCAGGGUGGAAGCGGAUCUGGACGCUCUUAAAAUUCCGAAAGUCAAGAAAACCGAAGCUCCGAAGCCCGUGGCUGAAACCGUUACGGAGGCAAAAAGUCCGAAAGAAGACGUGGAAAAGGAAGUCGUGGAAAAGGAAGUCAUGCAGGAAGAUUCUAGCAAAGAGAUUACUGAAAGUGCAGAGGAGCCCAAGAAAGCUGAUGAAGGCGUUCAGUUUGUCAGCGGACUGUCAGACACCUCAGCAGACAUCGGCCAACGGGCAGAGCUGUGUUGUACAUUAAGUACUGAGGACUCUCAGGGAAAAUGGUACAAAAAUGGUAAACCGCUUACCGGUGGGGACGGGCUCAAGAUAACCCAAGAUGGAGCAAAUCACAGACUGAUCAUUGACUGCUGUCAAAAAGAUGACGUAGGUGCGUAUGGCUUUGAAGCGGACGGACGUAAAUCGGAAGCAACGCUGACUAUUCGAGACCCACCGAAGAUUGACAGUAAUUCUCUUGGAGAGUUUUCAAAGCCAGUGACGGUAAAAGCGGGCGAAAGUGCAAAAUGGAAGCUUCUUUUCUCCGGCGGGAAACCGCUGAACAUGAAGUGGUACAAGGACGACAACGAACUUGCGCCUGCUCCCACUGUGAAGAUUGACAAAUCAUCCACCAGCAGCAAGCUUUGCCUGACCAAAUGUCAAAGGAAAGACAGUGGCGAGGUCAAACUGAGAAUAAAAAAUGAAUUCGGUACGACAGAAGCUGUUUCCAGACUGAUAGUACUGGACAAACCGGUGCCGCCGCAAGGACCCGUGGACAUUGUGGAGAGUGGCGUGACAUCUAUCGAGUUCAAAUGGAAUCCGCCAAAAGACAACGGCGGAUGUCCGGUCACAAACUACAUCGUAGAACGCCAGCAGAUCGGACGCAACAAGUGGACCACUCUGGGGGAGAUAGGCGGCAGUAGACCGGAGUACAGAGACUCCAACGUGGACCCUGGGAGAAGAUACUGUUAUCGAAUCAGAGCCAGGAACUCAGAAGGCAUCAGUGACUUCCUGCAGACUGAAGACAUAUCAGCUGGUGCUUUGCGUUAUCCCGGAGCCCCUUCGGCACCUAAAGUGGUCUGCGCCUUCAAAGACUGCAUUAGUCUGAAGUGGUCGGUCCCAUCUGACACCGGCGGGAUCCCGGUUGUUGGAUACAAUUUGGAAAGGAGGAAGAAAGGCAGUAGUUACUGGAGCCUAGUAAACCAAGGAGGACCAAUAAAGGAACCAAAGUAUGAGGUGAAAGAUGUCAUUGAGGGGGCAGCGUAUGAAUUCAGAGUGUCAGCCAUCAAUCUCUGCGGUCAUGGAGAUCCAAGCCUGCCGUCCGAUGCCGUGACUGCAAGAGAUCCAAUGAAAGUUCCAGGCAAAGUCACAGGCCUGAAAGUAGCAUCCAACGAUUACACAACCUUGUCGCUGGCCUGGACUAAACCCAAGCACGAGACCGGGUCGCAUGGCGAACCCCAAGGCUACUACGUGGAGAUCAGACCCGUGGCCAGUUCCGAGUGGGUCCGUUGCAACGCCCUCCCAGUCACGCCCACUACUUACACCGUGCACGGCUUGAUUCCCAUGGCCGCGUAUUUUGUGAGGGUAAUCGCUACCAAUUAUGGGGGCGACGGAGAACCUCAGAGCUUUGACAAACACAUCAUCGCCAUGCCUCCUCCUGUAAGGCCACAGUUCAAAGAUCGCAAAAUAAAGAGCUUCGUGGUGGUGAAAUCAGGAAAUACCCUUUGUCUCAACAUCCCCUUCGAGGCUUCACCCCUCCCAGAGGUCUCCUGGUUGAAGGACGGUGGUGCAGUGGGCAAACAUGUCACAAUUACCAACUUUGAUAAAGGUUCUCAGAUGUUGAUCCCAAUGGCUCAGCGGUCUGACUCUGGGGUCUACACCAUCACGGUCAAGAACCUUGUUGGCCAAGAGAGUAUAAAUGUUGAAAUUAGAGUAACAGACGACCCUAAGCCUCCGGGUCCACUGGAGCUGGAGCAGAUAGUCCCGGGAACAGUGACUUUGUCCUGGGCACCCUCUCCAGACGAGAAGAAGGAUGACAGGUUGCACUACAGUGUAUCCAAAAGGGAUUCCUUUAAACGCACUUGGAAGACGGUGGCGGACGGCCUCUACAACAACAAGUUCACGGUCAUUGACAUCGUGCCCGGGCGAGAGUAUCACUUUAGGGUGUUUGCUCAGAACGACAUGGGCCCUUCAGUGCCAGCUGUGUCACCGCCCUUUGAAAUCCAGAAGGAACGAGAAAAGUUCAAAGUGAACAUGCCACGGACGAAGCCUUUGGACUUGUCGUCACCGGCUGCGUUCAUCAAACGACUGAGGCGUCGCACGCCUCCGGAAGGUUACGAGUGCCACAUGAGCUGCGCGGUCAAGGGCGACCCGACUCCGAGGGUGACGUGGUACCGCAACAAUAUCAGCGUGAACACGGACGCCAACUACUUCAUCAGCAACGUCUGCGGAGUCUGCUCCUUGCUCAUUCUGAGGGUGGGGCCCAAGGACGGCGGGGAGUACAAAGUGGUGGUCGACAACGGUCGAGGAUUAGCCGAGAGCUCGAUGAUUCUGUUCGUCAGAGAGUGAAGCGGCAUCAGCAGCUUAGGGCGUACUCACACUACGCCAAGUACAAGUCCACCUUUACCAAUCGUACCAAAGGAUGGGAAGCGUAACGAACCUGAGCACAGAUCAUACCUGGCAACAUUUGCAUUUCAACCGAAGGAAAACAGGGACUUUAACGACCAGAAUUCAGGAAUUUUACUUGGUGUUGGCACGAUUUGACUGUGUCGACUGAUGCUCUAAUGUAAUCUCUUUACUAUUUAUGACAAAAAACUGUUGAAUUGAACUGAAGUCAAUUUAAUUAAUUGCACUGAACUUAAGUUGAAGUGGGUCCAAGCACAGUACGAUUGGUUUAGUGCAUGACUA